This is a messenger RNA of Prionailurus viverrinus (fishing cat), 3452 nucleotides long. RefSeq names its product septin 3 (gene SEPTIN3). The transcript has 12 exons. The coding region runs from base 95 to 2485 and encodes 796 amino acids. Lineage: Eukaryota; Metazoa; Chordata; Mammalia; Carnivora; Felidae. Gene Ontology annotation, biological process: cytoskeleton-dependent cytokinesis. The record is from RefSeq and is a predicted model, not a curated record. Gene Ontology annotation, molecular function: GTPase activity; GTP binding; molecular adaptor activity. Gene Ontology annotation, cellular component: septin complex; microtubule cytoskeleton; septin ring.
GCGCUCAUCAGCAAAAAGCAGGUGACGAGGCGGAGAUUACAGGAGAUGCCAGGAGAAUGCUUAGCCUACUUCCUGGCUCAGGGGGAAGACCUGCAUGGAUCACAGCUUUGAGAUGCAGCAGCAUGGAGCCCCCAGCCCUGGAAACUCCCUCUCCCGCAGCCACCUGCUGGGACGCCCUGCCCGCUCCUCAAAGCUCCCUGGAGGGGUGUCACCCCUCAUCCCUGUCCUCAGGAAAACCAUCCAUCUGGAUGCCUUCCCUCAAAGCCACAUCGCACAGGCUUCCGGCCGACCGGGCCCGGGAGCCGGAGCCUGGAGUGUGUCCUCACCGGAGACCAAGCCCCGGAAACUCAGCUCCACCUCCUUAACACUCCGUCAGAACAGCCAGGCAUGGCCCUUGGGCCCCCUGCCUUCUCACUGGGAAGAGCUGCCCGCCCCGGGCAGGGAGGCUGCCACCCAUGGAGGAGGGAGGCUGCCCACCCCAGCCUCACGAUCUGUCUCCCUAGUGCCAGGGGGCAGAGUCCACUCUGAGGGCCCAGGGAACCCAGGAUUGGCCAAACCCAGCAGGAUGCCCAUAGUGGAGAAGCCCCUGGUGAGUUCCUACCUGGCCCUGCCAUUUCAAUCCCGGUUAGCCCAGAAAUCACCAGGCCCUGCAGGGCCAGGCUCAGUGGGUCAGAAACACCCUCUCCCAGUGGCUGCCCACGUGACUACCAGAACUUCUCCAGGAAGAGGCAAGCCCCGGUCCAGGGGUAUCCCGAGACCCCAGCUGCAUCUCCAAAGGGCCACCUCCACCAUGGGUCCUGCGACAGCCAUGGAUUUGGCUCCUCUGGACACAACCAGGCCACGCAUAGUCAGACAUGUCACUACAAUGGUCACCAACAAGCCUAGUUUGACUAUCAAUCUGGCCGCACCAAGCACAUCCACAGUGGAUACAGGCACAGAGUUCCCUGCUCUGGAUACCAAGCUGGGCACAGCCACGGACUUUGCUACAGAAGGCACAACCAAGUUGGACACGGUCAUGGAUUUGGUAACCCCAGACCCAGAGAAGCUGGGCACAGCCAUAGCUACAGCAGGCACAGCCAAGUCAGAUACAACCACAGGGGGUACAGCCACGGAUUUGGUGGUACCAGGUGCAGUCAAGCUGGGCACCACCAGGACAGACACAGCCAUGGCUUUGGCUAGAGCGAAUACAGCCAAGCUAGACAUAACUACAGAUUCUUUUGCUUUGGACACAAGCAAGCUGGGCACAGCCACGGGGGAGACCACCCUGGACAGAGUCAUUAGCCUGACCACAUCAGCCACCUACCCACUGAUGCCAAGCAGAAGCACAGACCCAGCCCCGGACCGUGCUACUGCGGAUGCUGUGACAGAUGGGACCACAGAGCCCAUCAUGCUGGACCUGGCCAGAGAAACCAAAGGGCUCCCGGAGGCCAGGACGGACGCAGCCAUGUCAGAGCUGGUGCCUGAGCCCAGGCCUAAGCCGGCAGUGCCCAUGAAACCCGUUAGCAUCAACUCAAACCUGCUGGGCUACAUUGGCAUCGACACCAUCAUCGAGCAGAUGCGCAAGAAGACCAUGAAGACUGGUUUCGACUUCAACAUCAUGGUGGUCGGUCAGAGCGGACUGGGCAAGUCAACGCUGGUCAACACGCUCUUCAAAUCCCAGGUGAGCCGCAAGGCCUCCAGCUGGAACCGGGAGGAGAAGAUCCCCAAGACUGUGGAGAUCAAAGCUAUUGGGCACGUGAUAGAGGAAGGCGGGGUCAAAAUGAAGCUGACGGUCAUCGAUACCCCGGGCUUCGGAGACCAGAUCAACAAUGAAAACUGCUGGGAGCCCAUCGAGAAGUACAUCAAUGAACAGUAUGAGAAGUUCCUGAAGGAGGAGGUCAACAUUGCCAGGAAGAAACGCAUCCCUGACACUCGUGUCCACUGCUGCCUCUACUUUAUCUCCCCCACGGGACACUCCUUACGACCUCUCGAUCUGGAGUUCAUGAAACACCUCAGCAAAGUUGUGAACAUCAUCCCUGUCAUUGCUAAGGCUGACACCAUGACCCUGGAGGAGAAGUCUGAAUUCAAGCAAAGGGUUCGAAAGGAGCUUGAAGUAAAUGGCAUCGAGUUCUACCCACAGAAGGAAUUUGAUGAGGAUUUGGAGGACAAGACGGAGAAUGACAAAAUCCGGCAGGAGAGCAUGCCUUUCGCUGUGGUGGGCAGCGACAAGGAGUACCAAGUGAAUGGCAAGCGGGUCCUCGGCAGAAAAACUCCCUGGGGGAUCAUCGAAGUGGAAAACCUCAACCACUGUGAGUUUGCCCUGCUUCGAGACUUUGUCAUCAGGACCCACCUCCAGGACCUCAAGGAAGUGACACACAACAUCCACUAUGAGACCUACAGGGCCAAGAGGCUUAAUGACAACGGAGGCCUCCCUCCGUGGAACGGAGCUCUCGCCAGCACUGCCCUCCUCCAUCGUCCGUGUCAGCCGGUCCCAGCCCAUCCGUAGGGUGAAAGAACUCAUCAGGAGCUCCUUCUGCCCUUGCAAACCCAUACCAGCUACUUGUAACCAUCUCCAAGAGAAAUGGCAUUGCUCCCCGCCCGUUCAUCUGCAUGAGCUCCUCUUGGCUUCCUUCAAGGGUCAAGAAAGCAACUUUUCUGCUUGUCAGGUUUGUUGAUGUCAGCUGUGUGAGCCCCAGUGUGGGACAAGGGUGUCUCCUUCAUUGCCUAAAGCUUAUUUAUAAUGAUGGGUCACUACAGAUGUGGGGGGAGCAAGGGCUAGGGUCACUUAAAAAAAAAAUCACCACUUGUGGCUGGCCCAGGAUGCAGUCUCUCUCUCUCUCACACACACACACACACACCCCUGCCCCCAUAAUGCAGCCACUUAGGAAGAGUGGUUUUCCUGAAGAGACAUUUCUGGAAUUGCCUUCCUUAUCCUCAAACUUAAAAAAAAAAAAAAAAAAGAACUUAACAGACAGAAAAUUCCAGAACCCCACAGAACGGGACUCUAGGGAGAAAAAAAAAAAAAAAAAAAAACACCCCACCCUUCCAUCCACUUAGCAAUAAGAGGGAUCCCUUCCCACCUACCCCGACUACUCCUAUCCCCGCCUCCACCCUGUUAAUGUGAGUAAUGAAUUAGCCUGGCCACAGUCGGUCACUGUAGGCUAGUGGAGAAUGCCCACUGGAGGGCAGAGCCCCCCAUCAGAUGCAUGAAUGUUUGCGAAUGUUGGCUGCCACUGCCCCACAUACUGUGUCUUUAUGGGAUCCCCUCCCCCCACCCACCCACCUCUGCCAUCUCCACCUGGACACUACUUUUCUCAAAGGCUGGUGACUUGUGGGCCAUUCAUCUACAACUCAGUCCUGACGGAGCAAGAGGCCCAAGCCUAGGGGAUGCAAGAACGACCCAUUUCUUAAAUGUUACCAGUCCCAGCCAACCUUUUGGUGACAUUAUGGUUAAAUUUCCCAAUUGAAAGCAA